Messenger RNA from Pristis pectinata (smalltooth sawfish), 4280 nucleotides. RefSeq names its product von Willebrand factor A domain containing 1 (gene vwa1). Lineage: Eukaryota; Metazoa; Chordata; Chondrichthyes; Rhinopristiformes; Pristidae. Gene Ontology annotation, molecular function: protein binding. The record is from RefSeq and is a predicted model, not a curated record. The coding region runs from base 324 to 1760 and encodes 478 amino acids. The transcript is spliced from 6 exons.
AUAAAAAGAUCUGAUUGCAGUGUUCCCUGAACUUUUCCAGUCCUCGAUAGGACGUACGGAUUCGACAACGAGGAGCGAUGCGGAUUAGAGUCCGCAGCGAAUGAAAUAAAUGAUUGAAACGUGCUCGAUUACUCGGCCACAUUUCCACCUUAGUACCACUGGGAAUAAUAUGAGAAAAGAGACAACCGAGUGCUCAGAGAUUCGGGAGCGGCAGCCGCCAUGCACGUAUUCACAGCCGUCAGUGUGCAGUCUCUUCUGCGAGUGCUUGGAUCUUCCAGAGCAGGGUCCUGAGCGCAGGGUCUGAGCACACUAUAGAGGAUGCAAUGGGAGACCUACUCUUCUUGAUGGACAGCUCUGGAAGUAUCUUACCUUAUGAAUUCAGUGGAUUGAAAGAGUUUGUUGUUGAUUUACUGAAGCCAUUCACCAUCGGCCCAAAGGAUGUGCAGAUCGGUUUUGUGCAAGUUAGUGAUGACCCAGUGGUGGAGUUUCCAUUUAAUAAAUACACAUCCAACACUGCUGUGCAAUGGGCUCUUCUGAACAUGAAACAGAAACUUGGAGAUACCAAUACCGGCAAGGCAUUGACUCAUGCCAAAGACACCAUGUUCACACAGAAGGCAGGAGCCAGACCAGAUGUUCCAAAGGUGCUUGUAUGGCUGACAGAUGGCGUAUCAUCAGAUGACAUAUCAGAGCCCGUCAAACUCCUUAAGGAUCUUGGGGUGACAGUUUUCAUUGUUAGCACAGGCAGGGGCAAUUACAUUGAAUUGAAAGCUGCUGCUAGUGAACCAUCAGAAAGUCACCUAUAUUACGUAGAUCCUGAUGAUAUGUAUGUUAUUAUGGAGGAGCUGCGUAACGAAAUUCUAGAGAUUAUCCAGCUUAAAAAACUGAGAGCAUUGGACAUCACAGCAAGCAGCUUUCGCUUGUUGUGGCCCAAGCUGCUUAGUGACAGCACAGGCUAUUAUUUGAUUGAAUACAGUCCGCUCAUGGAUUCCCAGAGCAAAUCAUGGAAGACUGUCACUGGAGAUGAAACAAGUGUUGUUUUGAGACAGCUGCUCCCAGAGACCACCUAUGAAGUGAAACUUACUCCAAUAAAUACCAACCAUAACAAGUACCUUGUGACAAAGGUAACUACAUUGGAAGAGGAGAUGAGCCCACAGGUAGUUGUAAUUUCUGAGUCACAGCCAAGAAGUUUUCAUGUCAGCUGGGCCCCCACUCCACACAACGUUGCUUCUUAUGAGGUUCUGUAUGGGAUCCUACCAGGGGGUGAAACCAACUUACUCACCGUCAGUGGCGACCAGAACACCACCAUUGUGAACAACUUGGAGCCCAAUACUACCUACUUGGUGACCGUCUCAGCGAUGUAUCAAUCUGGCAGAACAGAAGCAUUAUCAGUGAAAGCUUGCACUCAAGAUGAGAGUUCUAAAGUCCGCAAACUGAAGCUUAUUAAUAUCAGUCCUACUGGUGUGGCAGCCUUGUGGGACCCUGCAAGAGGCAAAGUGCUGCAGUACAGGGUACAGUGCACACGUCGUCGAAGAAGUCCAUCUGUGAGGACUGUCCCAGCACAGGUUCGAGGAGUACUAUUAACAGAUCUUAUUCCGGGGACUGAAAACCGGAUUUGUGUGAAGGCAGUGUAUAGAAAUGGUGUGGGGAGAGCCUUGUGCAGGACGGCACGCACACCCCAGCAACAAGAUAUUUUAUCACCUGAGAAACAAUCUACCAAAUCAUUCUGCACCCAGAAGCACCAGUGCUGGCAAAAGAGAUGAAUCAUUCCUAAAGAUAAUGGAAAGCUGUGAAACAACGGGAGGAUUUGCAACAGAAAAAAUCACAAAACAUUAAGCCAACAUUUCUAUAAAUCCCUCUGCAGUUCACUUGUAGAGUUCAUUGAUGGACAGUUGAAAGUGUAAAUCCAUGUUGUACUGUGAUUCCAGGCUCUUGACAAAGCAGAAUCCUCCUCAUUGAGUGUGAACAGCACUUACUGUACAGAUUUUGUGAAAACGUCCUUCCCGGAGAUGCCUUGAAAACUCUGCUUCUUUUUUCACAUUCCUAUUGAACAGAGCCAAGAUCCAUGUAGUUGUGAUAGUUCCAAGAUGCUAUGCCCUUCCUUUAAACUGAAGAGCAAAAAUCUGGCUCAGAAGCAGCUGGUGUGUUUCAUUUUUGGCAGUGGAGUUAUUAUGAAAUUAUUUUGAGUACAAAUGCCAAAAUUGGAAAAUAGCUCUAUCUUUGAAGGGUUUUGUUCUGAGUAGCUGCCCAAGAGGCAGAUUCAUGCCCAUGGCAGUUUAAUAUACCUUUCAUUUUAGCUUUUUUAUUUUAAAAGUUUUGAAAUGAGAAAAGGUCUCUUGAAAUACUAAUGUGAUGUUGAGCAAUGCACAAGAUCCCAGGUUUAAUCCCCAGUUCUCAAAGAGUGAGCUACUCACAGGCUGAAUGGGUGUGGGGAGCUGCAGGUGGCCUCAUGACCCUCAAGGAGAUGAAAUAUCAAUCUGGAUUCCUCUUGGUUGCUAUCCCAGUGACUUAGUCAUUUAGUGUGUGUGUGUGUGGCCAUGCACGUGUGUGUGUGCAUUAGUAUCAAAGAGACAAUAUAAGCUUCUGAAACAGGAAAAAACAAUUAGAUCUUGCAGCCUAUCAAUAUGGGACAAGAUAUUCUGAAAGAAAAAGUAAACUUUGUUGGAUUUGUGCAUAUUUUAUGGGAUAGCAAAUGCUAGCGUGUGAUGUUUUUAUUUACUAGUUUGUUCAAUGACUGCCCAAUCCUCAUAAAAUCCCAUGUAAAUGUAGCAGUUUAUGUAUUUGGUUUCCAUGCACAAUUAAACGUGUGUAACUCACACAUUAAAUUAAAUGUGAAUGUAAGUGUGUCACCAAGGAAUUGAUUCCACUGCUAAUUAGGCUGCAAUUUCUGUGUUUUGAAAGCUAUGUUUUCUUUUUCAAUAACCAUAAGUUUCUCAAUACUGUAGAUGAUAAGAAAAGACCAAUAUGAAAUGUGAUGUUGAUCUGACCUGAUAAUGCAGCUGCUUUUGGUACUCCCCUGUAAAGCAUCAAUUAUAAGGAAAAGCUAGAAGAGUAUAUUGUGAGUAUUGUCAGAGGGUUUCCCAAGUGACAUAUUUGGUCUUGAGAACCCUUCGCACAGGACAUAACCAUUUAGCUAAGAUGUCUUAAUAUUCCAUUCCUCUAAAAAAAAUAUCUUAUCAGUACUUAAACAUCCAUAUAUAUCCUCCCUCCCCAUAUUAUCAGGAGUAAUUUAUUAACUAGAAGUUCAUUCAUAAGGAACAUUGAUCCAUUAUUUGUAUUAUACAUUUUUAGAAAAAGGAAUCCAUUUCAAAAUUGCUUUUGUUACAGGUCGACAAUAGACCAAUCAAAGCAAAGCUACCAUCAUUGAAAAAAUUGAUACAAGCAGAAGAAUUAUUCCUUUCAAUUACUGUUCUAUUAGUCAGCACCGUGGUGUUUGCUUAUAAUGUUGGUUUCAUUGAUAGUUUUGUGGUGUUUGAGGAUUGUUGAACUGUCCAGAAUGUUCUGUACAACAUGCAUGGUGUGUUGCAACCAGCAGUUAUAUAUCACUUGAACUAUAUUCAAAUUCUUUUAAAUUCACCUUUAACAUGUUAGUACACAGUAACCAAAAUACCAGUUAUGUGAAUCAUUAAAAAAGGUUCCAGUAGAAUGAACAAAACCUCCCAUUUUAAUGUACAAGAAUGCUGAAUGUGCUCUAUCAUGAAAUGUGGUUUACUGCCUCCCUUUAAUGCCUGAGUAUGAAUCUACUUCAAACCAUCAAGAAGGUUUCAGUGAGCCAAAUAGAACACUUCACUUUGUUUUCAUUUGAAAUAAUUAAUUUUGUGGGAUCAGCAGCCAAGAAUGGGUCUUAUUUGGUCUUGGGCUUAAUGGCUGAAUAGUUUCCUUCCAUUUUGUAAUGAUUCUAUGAUUCUACCUACUGUAAAAAAGCUAUUGAGUUAAGGUUGACCCUCCAAAGCAGCUAGCGCCUCCAACUUCAUAUCUACAAAAUCCCAUAUUAAAUAUUCAGCAAUGUAAUGAUAAAGGACUUAGAUAUUAAUUCAAGCUAUUAUGUUUACUGAAACAUCAUGUACAACCAUCCUUCACUGGUCAUUGUGAAAUUCACUGCAUGCAAAAUUAUUAUUUAAAAUAUAUGUUAUACAUCGACAGAUGAAAUCCUGGAACAGAACUUUACAGUUAAUCUUUAAUUAGUAAUGCUGGCAUACUACCAAUCCACAGGAUCAAUGGAUAAUUCUGCCACAGUAAUAUCUACUUUAAUUCCAGCUAAUAAACCAUUUUCUAACAUUCAA